AUGACCAUGCACUCACAAGAUGUCCCUGCAUUGGACCUUGUUCCCUCAGAUAUUACCAUCAAACAGGAGUUGAAUCACUCCGAAGCUUCCUCGAUAUACAAAGCAGAGCUGUUUGGGAAGACGAUCGUUUUGAAGCUUGGUACACUAAAAAAAGGUCGAGACUUAAAUCGCUUUCGCUGCGAACUGAAAGCCUAUGAAAACCUCCAUAAAUUCGGCGUAUGCAAUCGCGGUUUUGUUCCCACAAUUUACGGCUACGUCGAUCGGCUCGACCCGUUUGCCUUCCGCCCACCGCUUCAACAUUUCAGCAAAGAUCAGCUUAGGCCACGGGCUAUUCUUCUUGAAAACCUACUGUAUGCUGAAAGUCUGAACUGUGUGAACUAUUCGCAAGACCUGGUUCGCUGUGCCAUUCAAGGCUUACAAGAGAUUCAUAAUGCCUUUAUCCACCACCGCGAUAUUUACCCAAAGAACAUAAUUGUUUCGGGUGGCAAGAUUAUAAGGAUUGAUUUUGAUGUUGCGAUAACUUUCGGCAAUAUGAGUCCUCAUGAAAAGGCUUAUUGCGAAUAUGAAAUCGAACUCGUGAAGAGUUUUGGAAAACUUUUGGCCCGUCCAUUUUCCUUUCUUUGA
Penicillium maclennaniae is the source of this 624-nucleotide messenger RNA. RefSeq lists its product as uncharacterized. The record is from RefSeq and is a predicted model, not a curated record. Gene Ontology annotation, biological process: protein phosphorylation. Lineage: Eukaryota; Fungi; Ascomycota; Eurotiomycetes; Eurotiales; Aspergillaceae. The transcript is spliced from 2 exons. Gene Ontology annotation, molecular function: ATP binding; protein kinase activity. The coding region runs from base 1 to 624 and encodes 207 amino acids.